AUGCCCAUGGGCCACGAGGUUCAUGGCCAAGGAGGAUUCAAGUUCCAGAACUGGGCCAAGACCUAUGGCUCCUCUCCAGAGCUGUACUUCCAGCCCACCUCAGUGGAGGAGAUCCGGGAGAUCCUGGAUAUGGCCAGGCAGCGUGACAAGAGGGUGAAGGUGGUGGGGGGUGGUCACUCUCCUUCGGACAUCGCCUGCACCGAUGACUUCAUGAUCCAGAUGGGGAAGAUGAACAGGGUCCUCAAGGUGGACAAGGAGAAGCAGCAAGUGACGGUGGAAGGUGGGAUUUUCCUCUCGGAUCUGAACAUCGAGCUGAGCAAGCACGGGCUGGCCCUGGCCAACUUAGGAGCCGUUUCUGAGGUGGCAGCGGCUGGUGUGAUCGGGACAGGGACGCACAACACUGGGAUCAAGCACGGCAUCCUCCCCACCCAGGUCGUAGCACUCACACUGCUGACAGCCUCGGGGGAGAUCCUGGAGUGCUCCGAGUCCAUCAACGCGGACAUCUUCCAGGCUGCCCGCCUGCACCUCGGCUGCCUGGGCGUCGUGCUCACGGUCACCUUCCAGUGCGUGCCCCAGUUCCACUUGCACGAGGUGGCCUUCCCCUCCACCCUCACUGAGGUCCUCGAUCACCUCAAUGACCACCUGCAGAGAUCUCAAUAUUUCCGAUUCCUGUGGUUCCCUCACAGCGAGAACGUCAGCGUCAUCUACCAGGAUCCCACCAACAAGCCCCCCUCUUCCUCUGCCAGCUGGUGGUGGGAUUACGCUGUUGGCUACUAUUUGCUGGAGUUUCUGCUCUGGAUCAGCACCUUCAUGCCCAGCUUGGUGUGCUGGAUCAACCGCUUCUUCUUCUGGCUCCUCUUCAGCUCCCGGGUGGAGAAUAUUGCCAUCAGCUACAAGAUCUUCAACUACGAGUGUCGCUUCAAGCAGCACGUUCAAGACUGGGCCAUCCCCAUUGAGAAGACGAAGGAAGCUCUGCUGGAGCUGAAGGCUGCCUUGGAGAACAACCCCAAGAUGGUGGCUCACUACCCCGUGGAGGUGCGCUUCGCUCGGGGGGACGAGAUCUGGCUGAGUCCCUGCUUCCAGCGAGACAGCUGCUACAUGAACAUCAUCAUGUACCGGCCCUACGGGAAGAACGUCCCCCGCCUCAACUACUGGCUGACCUAUGAGGGCAUCAUGAAGAAGCACGGUGGGAGACCACACUGGGCAAAGGCCCACAGCUGCACUCGGAAGGACUUAGAGAAGAUGUACCCAGCCUUCCCCAAAUUCUGCUCCGUCCGGGAGAAGCUGGACCCCACGGGGAUGUUCCUGAACACCUACCUGGAAAAGGUGUUUUACUGAUGGGGGCAAUGUGGGGGGUGGAGGAAAAAUCAGCCAUCACCCCCAGUUCUCGGGACACCCCCAAAGCUCACGGUCCCAAGGUGUUGCACCCCCAGCUCUGCCCUCAUCUGUCGUGACAGCAGGCAGCAAGGGCU
This is a messenger RNA of Haliaeetus leucocephalus (bald eagle), 1472 nucleotides long. RefSeq names its product L-gulonolactone oxidase-like. NCBI's taxonomy places the organism in Eukaryota, Metazoa, Chordata, Aves, Accipitriformes, Accipitridae. The record is from RefSeq and is a predicted model, not a curated record. Gene Ontology annotation, molecular function: FAD binding; D-arabinono-1,4-lactone oxidase activity. The coding region runs from base 1 to 1338 and encodes 445 amino acids. Gene Ontology annotation, cellular component: membrane. The transcript has 12 exons.